Messenger RNA from Symbiodinium sp. CCMP2592, 1755 nucleotides. NCBI's taxonomy places the organism in Eukaryota, Dinophyceae, Suessiales, Symbiodiniaceae. The record is from the annotation of a GenBank genome assembly.
AUGGUGCAACAUCUCUCCGUUGCCAUCCAUGGCCUGUCUGGACGUUGCCUCCAGCUUCAGGCAUCUCAGAAAGAGUUUUCGGUGAAACCGGAGGACACCAUCGGUCGCAUCAAGCAGCAAGUAGGAGCUGCCUGGCAGGUACCGGCGAUGUGCCUGCAGUUGUCCCUGGAUUCGGAUUUAUUGGAAGAUCUGGAAACUCUCGGCGGCAGAAGCAGCGAAAAGACUAUCUUCGACUUGGCUGCUGUGUACCUGCCAGAGCGGCUUUAUGAAGCCUUGGACCACGGGAAGCUGCUUGAGAAAAGGGAGGCCCUAGUCGCGUUGCCUUCGAUAGCUGCUCCGGAUGAUCGGCGUGCACUUCGUGCCGCGAUGCGAGGCUUGGAGAUCCCGGUGCCAGAGCUACAUGUUGCUGCCAUCGACGCCCUCGUGGCAUUGGGAAAGGGCAAAGACCACAUCAUUGAGGAGAUCGCUUCGUUGGCGGCAGAUGCGACGACGGUGCAGGUGAAGUGCCACGCCCUCGGCAGAUUGCCACAGGUGGCAGAACGAGGCAACGAGCGUGCAAUCGACGGAGUUCUGGCUGGCUUAUCUUCACCUGAGGAAGAUGUCCGCCACAAGGCAUUGAGCUGCGCAUUGCCUGCGCUCGUGGAGCCAGGUGAUUCGUCGGCUGUUUGGAAGCUGGUCGGUCUCUUGCGGCAUCGUGACCGGCGCAUCCGGGAAACUGCUGUGGAAGCGCUUUCCGUCGCGGUGGCAGCUUCUGCAGAAGGCCGCAGGACGGCAGUCCACGCCUGCGCUUCGCUGCUGGACUCCAGCGACUGGGUGGCGCGGCAGUUCGCUCUGAAGGCCAUAGCGAAUGUUGCAGAAGUUGGGGACGAAAGCGCUGCUGCCGUUGCCAUCGCCUGUUUGCACGACGCGGACCGUGACAUCAGGUGUCAGUCGAUCGAGGUCCUGCCAAAGAUUGCACCAAAGGGUGACGUCCAGGCGCUCCUGAGCAUGGUUAACUGCCUGGAGGACGUGGAUCCAGAUGUCCGAGCAACAGCCUCGCGUUGCCUGCCGAGGCUAGCUGUGCCAGGCGGUGGAAGCAGAGUGGUCCUCGAUGUCAUGAUUGGGCGCCUUGCCAGCCCCGAAGGUCACGUGCGGCACGGCGCCACAAGCCUCUUGCCCUGCCUUGCGCCACAAGGCGAUACAUCAUCACUGGAUGCAUUGAUGGCUCGCCUGCACGAUGUCCACAUCGACAUCCGCGUGUCGGCGGCCCACGCCAUUGCCGCGAUAGUGUCACCUGCAGACCUGCAGGCUAUGAGAAAACUGUCCGACAGCCUUGAAGAUGAUCACAAAGCAGUCCGCUGCGCAGUGCUGCAGGCUCUGCAGGAGCGCCUGGAAGACGGGUGUUUCGAUGACGCAUGGCGACAUGCCCGUGACAGCAUCUUCGGCAACGACGCACAGCUGGCAUCGCUGGAGAGCAGAAAAUUGCCAUCGAGCCUUGCUGGGAAGCAGCUUGCGGCAUCAGAACAGAAGCAGGCGCCUCUGCUGCUCGCGAUUCCAGAGCAACAAUCAGGUUCCUCGCAAGCCGUGGCCGGAACCGACUUCCACUUCACGCCGGUGCGGCGAGGUGCUGCCGACACGCUGACCUACAGCCAGACGGUCGGCACCCUGGCACAGCAGCCGAACUGCACCUCAUCCAGGGCUCAGGGAUGGAGCAAUGAGUUUUACCACACCACCAAACAACAUGACGCUGAGAUGAAGAAGAGGGCUUGGUACUGA